Messenger RNA from Exophiala aquamarina CBS 119918, 3369 nucleotides. RefSeq names its product adenosinetriphosphatase. Gene Ontology annotation, cellular component: nucleus; chromatin. Gene Ontology annotation, molecular function: histone binding; nucleosome binding; ATP hydrolysis activity. Gene Ontology annotation, biological process: regulation of transcription by RNA polymerase II; nucleosome organization. NCBI's taxonomy places the organism in Eukaryota, Fungi, Ascomycota, Eurotiomycetes, Chaetothyriales, Herpotrichiellaceae. Bases 1 to 3369 code for a protein of 1122 amino acids. The transcript is spliced from 2 exons. The record is from RefSeq and is a predicted model, not a curated record.
AUGGUUCUACCCAAAUCUCAACAACCCGAUUCAGAAACCUCCUCCGUUGCUGAUACUCCGAUGCAUGACUCAAGCAUUCAAAUUCACCCUCGAAGACCCUCUUUCGGACACCUCAAUCGCUAUGUCGAUGACACUCCCGAUUAUACCGAUUCCGACACCAACCCAAACACUACGGCCAGUAGUAUUGCGGGCGAUACCCCACAGCUAGAUGGCCGGAAGAAGAGAUCGGAAGCCUUCAAAUUGAGAAAAAGUAUUUUGGGCAAGAAGCAUGGCCAGCUGGACGAGUCCAAGGAAGAUGACACCAUACGUCGAUUCAAAUACCUUCUUGGCUUGACCGACCUGUUCCGCCACUUCAUCGUAACCAACCCCAACCCCAAGAUUAGAGAAGUCAUGGUCGAGAUCGAUCGCCAGAAUGCUGAAGACGACGCAAAUGCGAAGAAGGGUAUAUCCCGCAAAGGUGGCGCGGCGAGCGCGAACAAGCGAAAGACGGAACAGGAAGAGGAUGCCGAGUUGUUACGAGAUGAAAAGCGCGGAACUGCCUCACAGACCAUCUUCCGAGAGUCUCCAUCCUACAUCCAAGGCGGGCAGAUGCGUGACUAUCAGGUUGCUGGUCUCAACUGGCUUAUCUCCCUCCACGAGAACGGGAUCUCUGGCAUCCUAGCGGAUGAGAUGGGUCUAGGCAAAACUCUGCAGACGAUAUCUUUCUUAGGAUACCUGCGACACAUUUGCGAUAUCAAGGGACCGCAUCUCAUUGCUGUUCCCAAGUCAACAUUAGACAACUGGCGCCGAGAAUUCCUGACCUGGACUCCUGAGGUUGACGUUCUUGUUCUGCAAGGGGCCAAGGAAGAUCGACAUGCCCUGAUCAACGAAAGACUGAUAGAUGAGAAGUUUGACGUCUGCAUCACCAGCUAUGAAAUGAUCCUGAGGGAAAAAUCCCAUCUCAAGAAAUUUGCCUGGGAGUACAUAAUAGUUGACGAAGCUCAUCGAAUCAAGAAUGAGGAGUCCUCGCUCGCUCAAAUCAUCCGCAUGUUUAAUUCUAGGAACAGACUUCUGAUCACUGGCACUCCUCUCCAAAACAACCUCCAUGAGCUUUGGGCUCUACUUAACUUCCUCCUUCCGGACGUCUUUGGUGACUCUGAAGCAUUUGAUGCAUGGUUUUCCGGUCAAAACGACGACCAGGAUACUGUGGUUCAACAACUACACAGAGUCCUAAGACCAUUUUUGCUACGGCGAGUGAAGGCUGAUGUCGAGAAGAGUCUCUUACCCAAACAGGAACUCAAUUUGUACGUUGGAAUGGCGGAUAUGCAGAUCAAGUGGUACAAAAAGAUCUUGGAGAGGGAUAUUGAUGCUGUCAAUGGUGCAGGUGGGAAACGCGAGUCUAAAACUCGGUUGUUGAACAUCGUGAUGCAACUGCGAAAAUGUUGCAACCAUCCCUAUCUUUUCGAAGGCGCUGAACCUGGGCCACCCUACACAACCGACGAACAUCUCAUCUACAACUCAGGCAAAAUGAUCAUCCUCGACAAAAUUCUAGCCCGUAUGAAGGAGGAAGGGAGCCGUGUUCUGAUCUUCUCUCAGAUGAGCAGAGUUCUAGACAUCUUGGAAGACUACUGUGUCUUCAGAGGCCACCCUUAUUGCCGCAUCGAUGGCAGUACUGCACAUGAAGAUCGUAUUGCAGCCAUUGAUGACUACAACAAACCAAACUCGGAGAAAUUUGUCUUCUUGCUCACCACACGCGCCGGUGGCUUGGGCAUCAAUUUGACAAGUGCGAACAUCGUGGUUCUUUACGACAGCGACUGGAAUCCUCAGGCCGAUCUUCAGGCCAUGGAUCGAGCACAUCGUAUAGGUCAAACCAAACAGGUCAAGGUCUUCCGAUUUGUGACUGAGGAAGCAAUCGAGGAGAAGGUAUUGGAAAGAGCUGCGCAAAAGCUGAGAUUAGAUCAACUGGUCAUUCAACAGGGUCGAGCUCAGCAACAGGUCAAGCAGGCUGCAUCUAAGGACGAGCUUUUGAGCAUGAUACAGCACGGAGCAGAAAAGGUAUUCGAGAAAAAAGGGGCUGUAGAUGUCCUCGACGACAUUGACGAGAUUUUGCGCCGUGGUGAGGCCCGCACAGCGGAGCUGAAUGCCAAAUACGAGAAGCUUGGUAUCGAUGAUCUUCAGAAAUUCUCUUCGGAGAAUGCGUAUGAGUGGAACGGUGAAGACUUCACUAAGCAUAAGAAAGACAUUGGGGUUGCCUGGAUCAACCCUGCCAAACGUGAACGAAAGGAGCAGUUUUACUCCAUCGACAAAUACUACAAGCAAGCCCUGUCAACUGGUGGUCGGCCAGCAGAUACGAAACCAAAAGUCCCCAGAGCUCCGAAACAGGUCAACGUUCAUGACUGGCAGUUCUUCCCCCCUGGACUUCAAGAACUGCAAGAAAAGGAGACUGCUUAUUAUCACAAAGAAAUAGGCUACAAAGUCCCUCUAGCCGAAGGAACAGAUGAGGACCUAAGUGAUCGUGAGGCUGACCAACGACUGGGCCAAGACGAAAUCGACAAUGCGGAGCCGUUGACCGAAGAAGAAAAGCAGCGCAAGGCUGAAAUGCAGGAGCAUGGAUUCGGGAAUUGGAACCGGCGAGAUUUUCAACAGUUUGUCAACGGAUCAGCGAAGUUCGGACGAACCAAUUAUGAAGGCAUAUCUACCGAGGUCGACAGCAAGGAACCUGAAGAGAUUGAGGAAUAUGCAAAGGUCUUCUGGAAGAGAAACACGGAAAUUGCGGACUUCGACAAACAUAUCAAGACGAUUGAGGCCGGGGAAGAGAAAUUGCGCAAGACCAAUCUACAGCGAAAAAUGCUUCGGAAGAAAAUGGAACUAUAUCGGGUACCACUGCAACAACUCAAAGUCAACUACACAGUUUCGACGACGAACAAAAAGGUUUACACGGAGGAGGAAGACCGAUUUUUGUUGGUUAUGCUUGACAAGCACGGUGUCGAUGGGGAAGGCUUGUAUGAGAAGAUCCGAGACGAAGUACGAGACUCUCCUUUGUUCCGCUUUGAUUGGUUUUUCCUCAGUCGAACUCCGGUUGAAUUAGGCAGACGAUGCACGACACUGCUUAAUACUGUCUCAAGAGAAUUUGAGGAUCCGGACGAAAAGCUUCCCAAUGGCCAUGCACCUGGUAAAGGUAGAGGGCGAGAUCGAGAUGAAGACGAGGACGAAGAGAAUGACAGUGAGGCCGCACCGGCCAAAAAGAAGGCGAAGAAUGGCAUUGUGAACAAAGCUGUAAAAGCAGUCAAGUCAGGUCGUGGCAGUAAAAACACCUCCCCAGCCACCUCGCGUGCUCAGAGUGUGUCAUCCACGACUGCUCCAAGUCGGGGAAAGGGAAAGAAGAAAUGA